AUGAGCGACAACAAAAUGGCCGAAAAGGAUGGGAGAAGCAAAAAGGAAGCCACAAGUAGCGACAGUGGCGCUACAGAUCCUAACGGUGUCCAAAACGGCGAGGAUUUAUAUCCGCUGGCACUGCUGAUGGACGAACUGAAGCACGAUGACAUCGGUAAUCGAGUCGAGGCGAUGAAAAAAUUAGACACCAUCGCCAUAGCGCUGGGCCCUCAGAGAGCUAGAGAUGAGUUGGUUCCGUUUUUGACAGAAGUUGCACAGGACGAUGAAGACGAGGUGUUUGCUGUACUGGCGGAACAAUUGGGCAAGUUUGUGCCGUUCAUUGGUGGCUCCAAGUUCGCCACGCUUCUGUUGCCAGCACUGGAAAUACUAGCAUCCACGGAGGAAACCCUGGUUCGCGACAAAGCUGUUGAGUCGCUCAACAAUGUCGCUCAGGAACUAUCGGAAGAUCAGCUGUUCCACGAUUUCAUUCCACUCAUCGAACAUCUCGCUACCGCGGAUUGGUUCUCGUCUAAAGUUUCUUCUUGUGGGUUGUUCAGAUCUGUUCUUGCUAGAGUUAAAGACGACAAAUUUAGAAAGGAACUUUUGGCAUUGUAUCUACAAUUGGUUCAAGACGAGACUCCUAUGGUCAGGCGCGCUGCCGGCAAAAACCUGCCAGUGUUAAUAGACUUACUCACUCAAAACCCAGAUUUGUCUACGUCGGAUGACUGGGAUUACAUUUCAAACAUGUUCCAGAAAAUCAUAGGAGACACUCAGGAUUCUGUCAAAUUUCUAGCAGUUGACGUGCUGGUCUCCAUUUUGAAAUUUUUUAAUAAGAAGAAUGAUACAACUCAUGCGAAGGACCUAUUAAGAUCUGCCAUCCAACUUAUCACAGAUGAAGCUUGGAGAGUCCGCUACAUGGCAGCGGAGAGGUUCGAAGAUCUAGCAUCUCAAUUCAAAUCCAAUCCACAAUACAUUGAUGAACUCUCGGGCCCAUUUUUGGCACUUUGCGAAGAUAACGAAAGCGACGUAAGGAAAGGCGUAGCAAAACAAUUGCCAGGAUUUUCGAAGCUUUUAGGAGAUCCACAAGUUGUAUUGAAAAAAGUCCUGCCAGCAGUGCAAAACUUGAGCAUGGACGAAAGUGAAUUGGUUAGAGCUUCUUUAGCUUCUGAAAUUACCAACUUAGCACCUUUAAUCCCUAAACAAGAUGCUAUUGAUAGCUUGAUACCUAUUUUGCUAAACAUGUUGAAAGAUGAAUAUCCCGAUGUUCGUCUGAACAUUAUCGCCAAACUAAAAGUUGUUAAUGAAGUCGUUGGAAUAGAUUUACUAUCUGAGAGUUUGCUUCCAGCAAUUACAGAACUGGCAAAGGAUGUGAACUGGAGAGUAAGAAUGGCGAUCAUCGACUACAUUCCGCUACUCGCAGAACAACUGGGUGUAGAAUUCUUCGAUCAGCAGCUCGGGGACCUUUGUCUAUCCUGGUUAUGGGACACAGUAUACUCCAUAAGGAGUGCCGCUGUGGUAAACUUGAAGAACCUAACAAAGAUUUUUGGAUCUGAUUGGUCAAGCGAAAAAAUCAUUUCUCGAUUGUUGAAAUCUGACUCUCAGUUGUUAGAGAAUUUCGUUUACAGAAUAACGCUUCUAUCUGCAUUAACUGAAUUAGUGCCCGUCGUUUCGGCAGAGGUCACAACCCAAAAGAUUCUACCUUUCAUAAAUCAUUUGGCUGACGAUGCUGUGCCCAAUAUAAGAUUUAAUGUGGCACAAUCUUACGUCGUGGUACUUGAAAGUCUCCGUGCAGAUAAAGACAAGUACAAAGAAUUGAUCAACCGAUCAAUUCUUUCAUCUUUAGAGAAGCUUCGCGAAGAUAGCGAUAUCGAUGUUAGAUAUUUCGCCAAUAGAAGUUUAGAGAGGUGUCAAGCUCUGCUGGCAUGA
Molecule: messenger RNA, 1905 nt
Organism: Lachancea nothofagi CBS 11611
Lineage: Eukaryota; Fungi; Ascomycota; Saccharomycetes; Saccharomycetales; Saccharomycetaceae
Source: the annotation of a GenBank genome assembly